CUGUCAACGACGCUUUCACGCAAUUGUGACAAUCGGUUUGACCUAAACAUGGAUAACGCAACAGACACGUCGACAGACAAAAGUAGGGAAAUUGUUUCAGAUGGCAAUAUUCUUCUAGUCGUCGGACCAGACAAGACAAGACUUCGUGUCAAAUCUAUGUUAUUGAUGGCAGCCUCAAACCCCUUCUCCACCAUGCUCGGGCCAAACUGGAAAGAAGGGCAUGACAUGCGACAUCAUCAUGGCCCUUUUGAGGUAUCGCUGCCGGAUGACAAUGCUACUGCACUGGAAAUCAUAUGUUCUAUUAUCCACUUCCAGAACGAUAAGGUCCCUCGGACCCUCGCUGCUGCAGAUGUCCUCGCAGUUGCCGUCGCCGCAGAUAAGUACGAUUGCCUCAACGCCCUGAACUUUGCCAGCAAAACUUGGCUCCGAGAAUGCAAAGGGAACCCGGAAGAUCUGAUGCUGCUGGCUACCGCGGCGUACCUCUUCCGGAAUGCACAAGCGUUCAAAGAGCUCACAUCAGCUUUGGUACUGAACCAUCUUGGUUCUUAUCUUGGUCUCGGUGGGAAGGAGGUUGAAUCCGUUCUGCCGUGGGAGGUAUUCUACUUGCUGGAAGAGCAAAGAGGUUUCGCGAGGCUGGAAAUAGCAGAGAUUCUUAUAAACGGAGUGAACUCUGGGCGCUGUGAUUAUGGAUGUGGAUGGACAAGCACAUAUGCCCAUGCAUAUAUCAGCAAACUGGAAGAGGAGAAUCUUUGGCCAGCAAAUUUCUCCAAUACCUCUAUCUCAAAUGCGCUACGUAGAGCAGAGAUGAUGCCUGAUCCAGUCCCUAGCGAACGAACUACUACAUGUAAUAGCGCUCGGUGGCAUCGUGUUCCAGAAUAUAGGACUAGUCGUAGCUUUAGGCUGGAGCGCUUAAACAAGAGUAUCGGGGUUUGCCUUGAAUGCGUUUGUGGAGGGAGCAGCACCAAUGAAUGUAAGCAGCCAUCUCAUAGUUCUCAGGACUAA
Fusarium redolens is the source of this 1002-nucleotide messenger RNA. RefSeq lists its product as uncharacterized. The transcript has 2 exons. The record is from RefSeq and is a predicted model, not a curated record. NCBI's taxonomy places the organism in Eukaryota, Fungi, Ascomycota, Sordariomycetes, Hypocreales, Nectriaceae. Bases 49 to 1002 code for a protein of 317 amino acids.